UUCCCGCCGUGGGGCUCUGAGGCAGCGUGGGGAACCCAACCCCAGCCAUGGCCGAGCGCGGAGCCUGGGUGUGCUGCGGCCGCCCCUUGCUCCUCUUCACCUGCUUCUUCCCACACGUUCUCAGCCAGCCUGCAGCCGGCCCGGCCGCCCGCUCCCCUCAGGCGGGUGUAUCAGAACCUUCUUUUAUUGCUAAAAGUGAAGAUCGUUUGUUUAAACAUCUGUUUGAAGACUACCAAAGAUGGGUUCGUCCAGUGGAACACUUGAAUGACACAAUCAAAAUCAAGUUUGGUCUUGCAAUCUCUCAGCUUGUAGAUGUGGAUGAGAAAAAUCAAUUGAUGACAACAAAUGUCUGGUUGAAACAGGAAUGGGUGGAUGUCAAAUUAAGGUGGAAUCCUGAAGACUAUGCUGGAAUAACAUCUAUUCGUGUCCCAUCAGAUUCCAUUUGGAUUCCAGAUAUUGUGUUGUAUGACAAUGCAGAUGGACGUUUUGAGGGAACAUCCACAAAAACUGUGGUAAAAUACGAUGGCACCAUUGCUUGGACUCCCCCAGCAAACUACAAAAGCUCUUGUACUAUUGAUGUAACCUUCUUCCCCUUUGACCUCCAAAACUGCUCGAUGAAGUUUGGUUCCUGGACCUAUGAUGGCUCCCAAGUUGAUCUCAUUCUUGAAGAUUAUGAUGUAGACAAGAGAGACUUUUUUGAUAACGGAGAAUGGGAAAUAGUGACUGCAACAGGGAGCAAAGGAAAUAGGACUGAUGGCUGCUGCUGGUAUCCUUUUGUCACCUAUUCAUUUAUAAUUAGACGUUUGCCACUUUUUUACACCUUGUUUCUCAUUAUUCCUUGCAUUGGGCUUUCCUUUCUAACUGUCCUUGUCUUCUACCUUCCUUCAAACGAAGGUGAAAAAAUUUCCCUUUGCACUUCAGUGCUGGUUUCUCUGACUGUUUUUCUUCUUGUUAUCGAAGAGAUUAUUCCAUCAUCAUCUAAAGUUAUCCCCCUGAUAGGAGAGUACUUGGUGUUUACUAUGAUAUUUGUGACCUUGUCCAUUGUGAUAACUGUCUUUGCUAUCAACAUCCAUCACCGCUCCUCCUCCACACACAAUGCUAUGGCACCCUGGGUUCGCAAGAUAUUUCUUCACAAACUUCCCAAGCUGCUUUGCAUGAGAAGUCAUGUAGACAGAUACUUUCCACAGAAGGAGGAAACAAGAAAUGCCAGUGGAUCAGAAUCAUCUAGGAACACGCUGGAAGCAGCUCUGGAUUCCAUCCGAUACAUCACCCAGCAUGUUAGGAAGGAGAACGAAGUUCGUGAGGUUGUUGAAGACUGGAAGUUUAUUGCUCAGGUGCUUGAUCGAAUGUUCUUAUGGACCUUUCUUCUGGUUUCAAUCAUUGGAUCCCUUUUGUUAUUUAUUCCUGUUAUUCAUAAAUGGGCAAGUAUAAUAGUUCCCACCCAUAUAGGCAGUACAAAUGGAUAAAAGAUUUUUGGAUCUGUCUCCUGCUAGUAUGGCCUUAAGGAGAUUUGCAGUAGCUCUAUUUCCAUACACAUUUUUAUGGGCAUGUUUCUGAUCCAGCAAAAAAAGCCAAACCCAGAAAAUUGUCUUUAUGUUAAAGCAUGGCAUCCCUAGCACAUGUAGAAGUCAGUUUGCUUCUUAACAGUCAUUAAGUUACUUCUAAACCAGAUCAGAAUUAGAAAGAUCUUCUCCAGCACCUGCAUGUUAGAAAAGCAUACA
Calypte anna (Anna's hummingbird) is the source of this 1721-nucleotide messenger RNA. It is a transcript of the gene CHRNA5, whose product is annotated as cholinergic receptor nicotinic alpha 5 subunit. Gene Ontology annotation, cellular component: synapse; neuron projection; postsynaptic membrane. Gene Ontology annotation, biological process: chemical synaptic transmission; signal transduction; nervous system process. Bases 48 to 1466 code for a protein of 472 amino acids. Lineage: Eukaryota; Metazoa; Chordata; Aves; Apodiformes; Trochilidae. Gene Ontology annotation, molecular function: transmembrane signaling receptor activity; acetylcholine-gated monoatomic cation-selective channel activity. The transcript has 6 exons. The record is from RefSeq and is a predicted model, not a curated record.